Molecule: messenger RNA, 783 nt
Organism: Amoebophrya sp. A25
Lineage: Eukaryota; Dinophyceae; Syndiniales; Amoebophryaceae
Source: the annotation of a GenBank genome assembly
GUCCGAGAACAGAAUCGUCGUCCAUUGGACAGUCAGGAGAUCAUGUCCUGGACGAUGGGACAACAUUUCGGUAUUACUCAGAUGGCUCUAGCGGGUCUUGCGCCUGUGAGUCUGGCAACGCGUAAGCCGCUUCGUAGUGUCUUCAGUGUGUGGCAAAACCGUGAACCAAAGUAUACACAGAGGAACUUUCUUCCUAGUACUAUGGGAACACCAAGUAUUAAGGCUCAGCUUUCAAUGGUCAUUGGGGUUGGUCACUGAGGUCCCUCUUGAGAGAACAGGGGAAAAUGAAGGAAAAGCAAAGGGAGAGGCAUGGGGCCCAUUUCUUUCAGAGUCAGUGACCAUUGAAUGCUGAGCUUUAAAAGUAGCACAGUUUCUACUUCGAGUGGAGAUGAGGCGAGCUCCACCAGCAUUGGAUCUAGAAAUCAACAUCUGCAUGUUGUACAAACAGAACAAACUACAUCGCAAGAAGGACAAGCAAAAACAGCAGCAGCAGCAGCAGUAGUACCAGGAGAACAUCAUGAUCAAGGAAACGAAAAACCACGGGAACAGAUUUUAGAUUACAUCUGGAUUGACACUACGAAAUGGGCCGUUUCAUUGGCAUUUUGCUUGCCGAUUGAGGAGGAAUUAUCAGACCACGCUCCCUUGGUUGCGACUUUGCGUCGUGCGGAGCCUCCGGAGACGUUUAUCUAUGACCGGUUUAUAGGUGCUGGUGGUGUAACUGUAAAUCAGGGUACGACCAGCACCGGAGAUGGAAAUCAAUGGAAAGAGUUGCGUGAUCUCUUG